UAGGGCACCACCCCCUGGCGGCCCUGCUGGGCUCCGGGUCCGGCUCGUGCGGCUUGGAAUUUUGCUGCCACCCAGGGAUUCGCGGGGCGGUCUCGGGCUGCGGGAGCCUUGACUGACCGAGGUGUGGGCUUCGCGGCCGUUCUCCUUCCCGCAGGCUCUGGACCGGUAAGUUACAGGUGUCUGAAUUUUCAAGCUGCAGAAUGCAUAACACCUUACAAGGUUAGCCAUGAUGAGCACUCUGCCGUUAAAGGAAGCUAAGGUGCUGGAUGUUCAAUUUGUGGGAGAUGAAAAUGUUCUCAAUCACAUUUUUGAUAGAGAAGCAGGAACUAAAUUAAAGAAGGAGAAAGCUCAGCUUUUGGUCAACCCCCAGAAAAUAAUAAAGAAGUCAGAAUGUGAAUUGGAGAAGAGUGACCAGGAAGUCUUAAAGGAUCAGAACUAUGUGGAAGUUUUGGGAAGAAGUAUUCAAGAUCCCUUGAAAAAAGCUGUAGGUGGUGGGAAUAAAGUUUAUUCUUUUCAACAUAGAAAACAUUCUGAAGAAAUGGCUAAAUUAGCUUUAGAACUAGCAAAAACGCCAAGAAAAGUUGUUCCGCUUGACUCAAAGGCUGCUCCUGAAAUUAUGAAAAACGUCACUCAAAAAAGCAAGGGGCAUUCAACUUCAGAGAAAGUACAACUGGAGCGGAACAAUAACAAAACUGAAUCUCUGUCAACACCAACUCGUUGUCUAAGAAAAAGAAUAAUAGUGUCAACAUUUCAUUGUGACAGUGAAAGUGAAUAUUCUGCUUCUGACUCUGAGGAUGAUAGAGAGGUUGGAAGAGAUGACGAAGACGACACUGACGUGGCUGGGCUCUCUCAAAAGAGUCGAGCUCCUGUUUCCCAAGGGACACCGCUUAAGAAAGUGAAGAGAGACAAAGCAAGUGACUUGGUGGAAGAAUAUUUUGAAGCCCAUAGCAGUUCCAAAGUUUUGACAUCUGAUAGAACCCUGCAGAAGGUGAAGAGAGCCAAACUGGAUCAGAAAACGCUACGUAACUUAUUGAGCAAAUUCUCACCUUCCUUUUCUGCUGAAAUUGAACAGUUAAAUCAACAGCAUGAGAAAUUGUUUCGUAAAUGGAUGCUACAGUUACACCUUGGGUUCAACAUUGUGCUCUAUGGUUUGGGGUCCAAGAGAGACUUACUAGAAAAAUUUCGAGUCACCAUGCUUCAAAAUUCCAUUCAUGUUGUCAUCAAUGGCUUCUUUCCUGGAAUCAGUGUGAAAUCAAUCUUGAAUUCUAUAACUGAAGAUGUCCUCAGUCAUAUGGGUACUUUCCAGACUGUUCUGGAUCAGCGAGACUGGAUAAUAAACAAAUUUAAAGAAGAUUCUUCUUUAGAACUCUUCCUUCUUAUCCACAAUUUGGAUAGUCAAAUGUUGAGAGGAGACAAUAGCCAGCAAAUUCUUGGACAGUUGUCGUCUUUGCGUAACGUGUACCUUAUAGCAUCUAUUGAUCACCUCCAUGCUCCUCUCAUGUGGGAUCAUGCAAAGCAGAGUCUUUAUAAUUGGCUUUGGUAUGAAACUACUACAUAUAGUCCUUAUACUGAAGAAACAUCCUAUGAGAAUUCCCUUCUGGUUAAACAGUCUGGAUCUCUCCCACUUAGUUCUCUGAUUCAUGUCUUACGAAGCCUUACCCCCAAUGCAAGGGGGAUUUUCAGGCUACUUAUAAAGUACCAGCUGGAAAACCAGGACAGCCCUUCCUACACUGGACUUUCUUUUCAAGAUUUUUACCAGCAGUGUCGGGAGGCAUUCCUUGUUAAUAGUGAUCUCACACUCCGAGCCCAGCUAACUGAAUUUAGGGAUCACAAACUCAUAAAAACAAAGAAGGGAACUGAUGGUGUAGAAUAUUUAUUAAUUCCUGUUGACAGCGGAACAUUGGCUGAUUUCUUGGAGAAGGAAGAGGAAGAGGCUUAGACUGUCACUUUUUGGUGAAGAGUCAUUGCACCCCAGCUGCCGCUCCCUUAGUAAGAGUGCUGGCUUACAUCCAACACUAGAUCAUUCUGUCCAGCAUACAAUUUUUACUAUUGAAGGCAUAUCAUCAAUUUGAACUUGGAUUAGCCUGGCUGGUGUACUGUCUCUAAUACUAUGAAGUGGUCAUCAAGUUGGAAAAAAUGUGCCUUUAAUUUAUUACCUCUCUGGAGACUUGUUGCUGGAUGAACAGUGUGCUCAGGGAUUAUUUGGAACUGGUGUUUGGGGAUUGUUUUAUACUGAAUGCUAUCUCUAAUUUUGAGGGCAGUUUAACACUGCCCAAGCUGAAUCACUACAAGUGCACUUGUUUCCGAUCUUGAAAGAUGGGAUCACAAUGAGGAAGGAGGAGCCUCAUUUGCUUUUUCUGAAAUGAUAAAAGGUAUUUAGUGGGCUAAGAUGGCCCGACUUUCUCCGUGUGGAUUUAGGCUACACAUACUUGGGACAGUUAGUACUAUUCAACCUGAGAUAGUGGGAGAAGUAUAAAGACUAGAUAAGGCAUGUGCCUAAUCUAGAAUGCAUAUUUAAAAUAGCUAAUAUCUAUACCAUGACCUUGAUUUUUAUGAUAGAAAUGAGAAGCCAGGCUAAAAGAUAAAAUCCUAAUUUACAUGUUAGUAAUUAUUUUCAGGGCAACAGAUAAAAAAGCAUUUCAUUAUUCUUGUACAUGGAUAUUUUUUAUUUUCAUAAAAAAUACAUAGGUAUAAAUGGCACACCCCUUUAAUCUCACCAUUCAGGAGUCAGAGGUAGGCAGAUUGCUUCUCUUCUUUCAAAACAAUGGUAGCAAGACAGAAGCUCACAUCUGUAAUCCCAACACCAAGAAGGCUGAGGCAGGAUGAAACAUGAGAUCAAGUCCUGGACUAGUUAAUGAGUUCUAGAUCAGUCUGAGCUACAGUGACACCCUGUUUCAGAAAACAAGAAACAUUAAAUAAAUGCACGGUGAUAACAUGAA
This is a messenger RNA of Mesocricetus auratus (golden hamster), 2939 nucleotides long. It is a transcript of the gene Orc2, whose product is annotated as origin recognition complex subunit 2. Gene Ontology annotation, cellular component: nucleus; nuclear origin of replication recognition complex. The record is from RefSeq and is a predicted model, not a curated record. Lineage: Eukaryota; Metazoa; Chordata; Mammalia; Rodentia; Cricetidae. Bases 227 to 1939 code for a protein of 570 amino acids. Gene Ontology annotation, molecular function: DNA replication origin binding. Gene Ontology annotation, biological process: DNA replication. The transcript is spliced from 18 exons.